AUGUCAGAUUACGAGGAUAACGCUUUUAAUGAGGUAGCAGAAAACUUUGAGGACUUUGGAGAGCCAGACCAUUUUUCCGAUGACGAGUAUAUGGAGCAUAAUGGCGGCGAUGCCGAUAUGAAGACCGAAGAUGGAAAACAGAUAAUUAAUGGAGGUACAGGUCCCGAGGAUGCUGCCGCCGCUGCUGCCGCCGCUGCUAAUAGUAACAAUACAGAUCACCAGACGGCCCCACGGAAGAAAACGACGAGAGAACUAGCAAUACCCAAAGAACAAAGAACAACUACUCCAUAUAUGACUAAAUAUGAGCGUGCGCGGAUUUUGGGGACUAGGGCUCUACAAAUUUCGUUAAAUGCCCCAGUAUUGGUGGAUAUUGAAGGUGAAACUGAUCCACUACAAAUAGCGAUGAAGGAGUUGGCACAGAGAAAGAUCCCAUUGGUUAUUAGAAGAUACCUUCCGGAUGGAUCUUAUGAAGAUUGGGGGUGUGACGAGUUGAUUGUUGAUCAUUAG
Messenger RNA from Lodderomyces oxycetoniae, 507 nucleotides. It is a transcript of the gene RPO26, whose product is annotated as DNA-directed RNA polymerase core subunit. NCBI's taxonomy places the organism in Eukaryota, Fungi, Ascomycota, Pichiomycetes, Serinales, Debaryomycetaceae. The record is from RefSeq and is a predicted model, not a curated record. Gene Ontology annotation, molecular function: DNA binding. Gene Ontology annotation, cellular component: RNA polymerase I complex; nucleus; RNA polymerase III complex. The coding region runs from base 1 to 507 and encodes 168 amino acids. Gene Ontology annotation, biological process: tRNA transcription by RNA polymerase III; transcription by RNA polymerase I; transcription by RNA polymerase II. The transcript has a single exon.